AUGUCACCAAUCCGUGGCGCGAUGGUGAUUUGGAAUCCGGUGCACGAAUACGCUCAUGGUAUUUCUACAAGAUUAACUGGUGGACCCGGAAAUAGUAAUUGUCUUGGAUGGGAUGAAGCCGGUGGUAUGGGUGAAGGGUGGGGGGAUUUCUUUGCUACCAUAUUUCGAAUGAAUUCAACGUUCGAUCGCACCAAGGAUUUUGGCAUGGGCGAGUGGGCAAACGGUGAAGGGAUAAGAAAAUAUCUUUAUUCAACUUCCCUAAAGACCAAUCCUUCAACCUAUUCAUACUUGGACAAGCCAGGUUAUUGGGGCGUUCAUGCUAAAGGAGAAGUCUGGGCCGAAAUUCUAUAUGAAGUAUACUGGAACCUUGUAGACAAACAUGGUUUUACCGCUAACUGGUUCCCACCGACUGACAACCACCCUGCGUCUUUGGCUGAAUGGUACUUCUCUGAAUACGUUAAGACGCCAAGACAUGGUAACACUCUUGCCUUACAGUUGAUUGUAGACGGGAUGAAAUUACAACCGUGCAGACCAACAUUCAUUGACGCCAGGGAUGCAAUCAUUCAAGCCGAUGAAUUAUUAACAAACGGCGAUAAUUUAUGUGAUAUUUGGCAAGCAUUCGCUAAGAGAGGGCUUGGAAUAGAUGCUAAGAUUAUCGGGGGUGGUCCAUGGGGAGGUGGUACUCGAGUAGAAAGUUUUAGCGUUCCUGAAGAUUGUUUUUAUUUCAAGUGCUUAUAUAACUCCACAAUGAUUAAAACGCUUUCGAAGCUUUUGAAUUUCCUUGAACAUACGCGAAGAUGGGUGGCACUGGUAGCUUCGAUAGUGCUCGUUUAUGCUAGAGAUAUUCACGUAGCGUACAUAAUUGCUGGCGGUAUUGUAAUGGGUUUCAUUGCAAAGGUAUUAAAGUAUAUCAUCCGUCAACCGCGACCCAAAGAUAAAUCUUACGGAAUGCCAUCUUCACAUUCAGCAAUUACGAUUUACUAUGCAUUGUCAAUUUCUUUUCAAUUAUUCUCGUCACCUCUGCCUUACCUUAUAAAUUUACUAUUAAGCACGAUAGCUUUGGGGAUUGCAAUAUCCGUUGUAUGGUCGAGAAUUGCGUUGGGUUAUCAUACACACAUGCAGGUGAUAGUAGGAGUGUCCAUGGGCUUUGCUUUUGCAUUGACGUGGAAUGCUUGGUGGAACGAGUUAAAUCCUACAUUUAUAAAAUUGAAUUUGAAUGGAAAGUUGGGAUGGAAUGAGCUGAAGACUUUGAUGAAGUUAUCUGAAAGAUUUAUAGAGAACGGCUUCCGUUUCGAUAUUAUCAUGGAAAGUUAA
Molecule: messenger RNA, 1314 nt
Organism: Acaulospora morrowiae
Lineage: Eukaryota; Fungi; Glomeromycota; Glomeromycetes; Diversisporales; Acaulosporaceae
Source: the annotation of a GenBank genome assembly